Diospyros lotus (date-plum) is the source of this 979-nucleotide messenger RNA. RefSeq names its product gamma carbonic anhydrase-like 2, mitochondrial. The coding region runs from base 61 to 810 and encodes 249 amino acids. Lineage: Eukaryota; Viridiplantae; Streptophyta; Magnoliopsida; Ericales; Ebenaceae. The transcript is spliced from 2 exons. The record is from RefSeq and is a predicted model, not a curated record.
CCAGUGUCUCCGGGGCUGUGGUUGCUGAACCUCUCUCGCACUCGCUCUCGCUCUCUGAAAAUGGCGACUGUGGCUCGAUUAUCCAGGAAGGCUAUAACCUCGACGAUCACCUCUCACUGCCAGCUCCUCCGCCGCGGCCUCGCCACGGAAUCGGCAGCGUCGGCGGCGAAGAUCACCGAAUCGCCGGAUCGAGUUAAGUGGGACUACAGAGGGCAGAGGAAGAUCAUUCCGCUCGGCCAGUGGCUCCCGAAGGUCGCCGUCGACGCUUACGUCGCCCCAAAUGUCGUGCUCGCCGGCCAGGUCGCCGUCUGGGAUGGAGCCUCCGUCUGGAACGGCUCGGUACUCCGGGGCGAUCUCAACAAGAUCACCAUAGGCUUCUGCUCCAAUGUCCAGGAACGGUGCGUUGUUCAUGCGGCCUGGUCUUCUCCUACAGGACUGCCAGCUGAGACAUCCAUUGAAAGGUUCGUGACAAUCGGUGCUAACAGUCUGUUGCGGUCUUGCACAAUUGAACCGGAAUGCAUUGUUGGGCAGCAUUCCAUCCUCAUGGAAGGUUCUUUGGUGGAGACCCAUUCUAUCCUUGAAGCUGGUUCGGUGGUUGCGCCCGGGAGGAGGAUUCCGUCCGGUGAACUUUGGGCUGGCAAUCCAGCGAGGUUUGUUAGGACUCUGACCCACGAAGAGACCCUGGAGAUUCCUAAACUAGCCGUUGCUAUUAGCGACCUCAGCAAAAGUCAUUUCUCAGAGUUCCUCCCGUACUCAACUGUGUAUUUGGAGGUUGAGAAACUGAAGAAGUCUUUGGGGAUUUCCAUCUGAAGAUGUUUUGUUUUCAUGUUUAUGUAUUGGUUGGAUUAAGUAUGCUCAAUAGAAAAUAAGCAAAUCCAAGACUUGAGAUGCCUGGGAUCUAUUUCCUUGUUUUGUAUCAAUUGAAGGGAACUGGUUGCAAGCUCAAAUUAGUUGAAUGGGAUUGCUGCUGUUCACUGAA